GUAGUACAUAAUAAAAUCAAUUUCCAAUUUCGAAAUGAACGUCAUAUUUUUCAAAUUACAUGUCAUUUAAACAUUCAUAUGAUUGAGCAUAACAAUUUAGUGUUCCACGGCUAACAACUUAAGAAUACUUUUAGAGGCUGAUUUAGGGAUACUAAUAUCAAAAAUUUCAAUAGUAGUUUCACUUCUAUAAUAAUGCUUCGUGACUAAAACUAACUAAAACGUAGAAUUAUAAGCAGCGGAAAUAACUCUUAGGUUAGUGUGGGAUAAAUCUUCAGUUAUUAUUUAUAAAAACGUUAAAAGAUAUGACAUUAAAAUGAAAAAACACAUGAUAUUUAUUAUCUCACUCUGUUGAAGAAGAUUUUAAGGAUUUGAAAAAAGCAAGUGUUCAAUGUGCUUCUGUAAAUAUACUAUUCUUUAUAGUAAAAGUGAUUUAAAAAAAUGAUGAAAUUAAUAUUUUAAAGAUGUAAAAAUCUUUGUAUAAGUAAUUGCAAGUUAAAAAGAAUAUGAGAAAAAUGUUUAUAUAUACCCUAUAGUUCAUUCCUAAUGGAUAAUGUCAACAAAAAGAAAGAAUGAAAUGAAAUUUAUUUAAAUCAGUAUUGGAGAAUAUCAUCAACAUUUAAGUACAUGAUGUCACAAAAAUGUGAUGUGUGUUCAAUGCACUUUCAAGAUGAGUAUUCUUUACAAGGUCACCUUGGUGGUAAAAGACACUUACAAAAGGUUCAACAAUUAGAAGCGAUAGAAAGAUCAAUAUUCAUAUCACCAUUACCAAAAUUUAUUUCUCCACAUGCACUUAUUGAGUUUUUUAAAAAAUAUGGUGCCAUCAAAGGGCAUGAGAUUAAUGAAAGUUAUCUUUUUAUUGAAUUUGCAGAUAGAACCUCCACUGAAGCUGUUUUAAGUAAUCCAGUUUGGAUAUAUAAUGUAAAACUCAAUAUAAAGAGAAGAAUAUUUCAUAGGAAUCCAAAGAAUCCAGAAACAAAAAAAGCAAAUAGUCCAAUAGAAAAUACGGGCGCAAUAUGUUAUAAUAAUGUGAAACAUAUAUUCGAGAAAGAUACUACAUUUCAUAACCAGUUAGUGACAUUUUUAAAUACAAUUCAACUUACCGAUGCCGAAAUUGAAACAAGAUAUGAAUCUGUUUGUAGUCACUUGGAUAAGAUAUUUAAGGUUGUAUUUCCAAAGUGUAAAACAUAUAAAUUUGGAUCAACUCAAACAGGCUUGGGGUUUAAAGAAUGUGAUUUGGACAUAUACAUGGAUAUUGGUGAACCAAUAAUUGAAUCUACAAAUGCAUCAACAAAUAUGUGGACUAUGCAGAAAAUUUUUAAGGAAGUUAGAAGAAUUAUGUUUAGAAUGUCUUGUGUUUUUUCUAACAUAAUAUCAAUUCCGAAAGCUAAAACACCAAUUAUCAAAUUCUGUUAUGUUAAAAAAAAUAUUUCUUGCGACAUAUCAUUUAAAAAUAGUUUAAGUAUUUAUAAAAGUAAUCUAAUAAAAUAUUACAUUUCUCUUGAUAGUAGGGUAAAGCCGUUAAUGAUGCUUAUUAAGUAUUGGGCAAGAAAUUUUAAAAUAUCGGGCUCUGGAAAAAUGUCUAAUUAUGCUUUGGUUUUGUUGAUUAUUUUUUAUCUUCAACAGCCAUCGGUAAAAAUUAUUCCUCCACUAUUGGAGCUUCAAAAAACUUGUCGACCACAAAUUAUAAACGGAUGGCAGGUUAAUUUUGAUAAAAAUACAAAAUUACCACCAAUUACAAAUAAUAGCAGCAUUCCAGAACUUCUUUAUGGUUUCUUUUCAUUUUAUACAACUUUUAAAUAUAAAUCUCAAAUAAUUUGCCCAUUAGAUGGAAAGAUACAUACAGAAUUAGAAUUUAAAGAUGUGGACAGUUUGCCACCAUAUAUGGAUAGGUAUAAACCAUGUUUCACGGAGGAUGAGAAUUUUAAACUGAAAAUAAAUAGAGACAUGUGUGUCCAAGACCCUAUUGAACUUAAUCAUAAUGUUACAGGAGGCACACCAUUUUCAACACUGGAUACUUUCAUUCAAUAUUGUGCGAAUGGUGCUGCGAUAUGUACAGAGACGAGUAAAAAUGAUUAUAAAAAUUUACUAAAACUUCUUCUUAGUACAAUCGUAAAAAGAAAAGCUGCUGAUAACAUAUGUAAAAUUACAAUUUCUGCAAAUCAGAAAACAUGUAUAAUUUUUUCAAAAAAGCCAAAACUCACGAACAGUGAUUGGUAUUUUACAGCUUUCAAUAUGGUGAAAGAUAUUUUUGAAAAAGUUUUUAAAGUACAAGUUGCAUUUUUAACUGCUGAUGUGGAAUCAAAGCAACAAAGAAUUGAUAUAUCAGAUGUGCAUACUGAAAAGUAUGAAAAAAUUAUACUUCAUUGCAAUGGUUCUCACUGUGUAUGGCGUAAUAGGAAAAUUAAAGGCAUUAUAUUAGAUCCUAGUAUAAGUUGCUUAGAAAAGGAAGCACUCAUAUCUGAUCAAGUAAUAGAAAAUCAAGAAAAAGAAAAAUCUGUGAAUAGAAUAAAUUUAGACUUUGUCUGCACAUUUGAAAAAAACUUAAAUCCUCUACAAAUUAUUUUAACUGUAAGUAAUCAAAAUACCGACGAGAAUAUUUUUCAACAAUUUGCAAUUUUUGCUAAGUCGAAAUUAGUUCACAUAAUACAACGAGCAUGGACUACUAAAAAUGUAUGUAUCUUCUAAACAUGUAUUACGUGCACAAUUAUGGACCAAAGAUGUUGUGUAACUUUUUGAACUUAUUGGAAAGUGCAUUUUCGUCAUUUAAUGUAAUACAUGUUUUUUGUUGUUGUAAACUUCGCGAUGAAGUAGUACAAAUUAUUAUUUAAAUUAUUUUUUCUAACUUUAUGUGACAUUAACAUCCAUAAUUAAAUGUAAAUAAAACUUAUGAUACAUAUAUUAUAAAUAUUAUCUUAUUCUACUACACCUGUGCUAUUGUAUUAUUGCCAAAUUAUUUAAGAAAAUUAUAUAUUAAUAAUAUACAAGGUAUAAAAUAUUACUAUGUAAUAUAUAAAAUUUAUGGCAAAAUGUACUUAGCAUAAUCAUUUUUGUAAAAUAAAUUCAAAUCUUUCUAUACGCAGUUAAUAGAUGUAAUAUGCAAUUGAUUUCAUGUACUUAAAUAUUUGUAUGGCAUAUAAAGAAUUUGGUCUUAUCUUCAAAAAUUGUAUAGAAUUAAUGUCUUUAAGCUAACAUUUAAAGAGUAUCUAUAACUCAUAAAUGAGUCGAGUUUAUUGCAAAUUAUCUAAGAAAUUCAUUUAACGUUCUUAGAACAACUUUACCUU
Molecule: messenger RNA, 3281 nt
Organism: Nomia melanderi (Alkali bee)
Lineage: Eukaryota; Metazoa; Arthropoda; Insecta; Hymenoptera; Halictidae
Product: speckle targeted PIP5K1A-regulated poly(A) polymerase
Molecular function (GO): RNA binding; poly(A) RNA polymerase activity; RNA uridylyltransferase activity
Source: RefSeq, a predicted model, not a curated record